Messenger RNA from Periophthalmus magnuspinnatus, 1784 nucleotides. It is a transcript of the gene noxa1, whose product is annotated as NADPH oxidase activator 1. Gene Ontology annotation, biological process: superoxide anion generation. Gene Ontology annotation, molecular function: superoxide-generating NADPH oxidase activator activity; protein binding. The record is from RefSeq and is a predicted model, not a curated record. The transcript has 16 exons. Lineage: Eukaryota; Metazoa; Chordata; Actinopteri; Gobiiformes; Gobiidae. Bases 85 to 1653 code for a protein of 522 amino acids.
UCCUUAUUGUUUUAGAGAGAGACGCGCGCGUUGGAUAUUGACUGAAGACUGAAGACACAUAACAUAACGGACAAUAGUAAAAGAAUGCUGUACACAGACUUCCUCCAGCUGUGGGCCUCCUCCGUACAGAAGGUGGAUACUCAGGACUGGCAGGGCUGUGUGUCUACUCUGGAGCAGAUAACAGAGCCCACAGCCCGCACGCUCUUCAACAUGGCCUCUGCCUACCUGGCUCUGGGACGGCCCGAGCUGGCACUGAAUGCUUUGGACUUGGCUCUUGUGAAGGAUGAGCACCUAGCUGUUGGCUUCUUUCAGAGAUCAACUGUGAUGAUGCUGUUGGACAGGCUGGAGGAGGCUCUGUCAGACUGUAUCUGGGCUCAGAAACACAUGAGAGGAAACCCUGUCAUUGACUACAAACAGCUGGGACUCAGGUUCAAGCUUUACAGCUGGCAGGUUUUGUAUAACGCAGCAGUGGUCUACACUCGUAUGGGACACUGGGACCAGGCACAGGAGGUGCUGGAGACAGUGUCCAGAGAGAGUACAGGGGGGAAGGGACCUAACAUCGAGAAGGCUAUGAACAAUGUAAAGAGGGGAGAGGUUCUGGCUCCACUGCUGAUCCCUGAAGGAGUGGUGUUUCAACCCAACAAAUGUGAAGUCGACCAGCUAAAAGAAAGGGACUUCCUAGGACAAGCUAAGGUAAUUUCAUCCAUGAUCCCCAAUGAUGACUUUGGAGGAUUUGAACCAUUGAGACAACAGAAACUUGGAUUUUAUGAACCCAAAGGGGAAGGUGCCCAAGACUCUCGGUACAUGCAAGUGAAAGCCCCGUACAUGUCACGUGGUGCAGGACAGCUCACAGUUCCAGGGGGCGCUUUAGUGUUCCUGUUCGGCGAGGAGGACAAAGAUGGAAUGACCUCAGUUAUUUAUGACGGACAGAGAGGACUUCUGCCUGUGUCCUUGCUGGAGCCUGUGGAUGUCAGGUCAAUCAAAGGCAAAAGGAACAGUAGGAUCCCGAACGGCAUCCCUCUUCCUCCCGAACUCAAGCCCCCUGCACGUCCACAGGUCACACCCAGCCCUGUGCCGCCUCCUAGAGAACCCACUCCUCCGCAUUCUUUCAUCUCUGCCACAAUAGCUCUGCUACCAGACCCUGCACCUAUUAUGCUGGCAGAAAAUUCACACAUCCAGGCCCCAGAGGCAGGUUCGGUGCAGGUAAAAGUCCACUUCACCCAGACCCUGUCCCUGUCUAUGCCUCUGGACUCCUCGUACGAGGAGCUGAAGGAGAGCAUCGCACGGACACUGGGCCAGACACCAUCAGAGAUACGCCUUAGGUGCAAACCUCAAGGCUCCUGUGCGCUGCUGCCUCUGGACCAGGAUCAGGACUCGGGCUCUCCUCUGCUGGAUCUGGCUCAGUCCGGAAGAGCCCAUCUGUGGUGCCAGAAAGAGGAUCCACUGCAGAACCGUACGGUCCUGUACCAGAUGGUGGCGCUGUACGACUACGCGGCGCAGGGCCCUGAGGACCUGGAGUUCAGCGAAGGAGACACCAUUGAUAUCUUGAGUGAAGUGAAUGAGGAGUGGCUGGAGGGGCACUGUGCAGGGGACAUUGGGAUAUUUCCAGGAUGUUUCGCCUACAGAGAGAACACAAAGAUGGUGCAGGACUAGCGGCUCUAAGGACCAAACCAACAGACACUGUUACUACAAUCACUGGAUUUGCCCUUCUUAUAUAUCUAUAUGAUCCAUCGUGUGGUACUCAAGAGUAUAUUUAAAUUAAACCUAAAGCUUAUUUGAAAUUC